Messenger RNA from Sclerotinia trifoliorum, 1075 nucleotides. The record is from the annotation of a GenBank genome assembly. Lineage: Eukaryota; Fungi; Ascomycota; Leotiomycetes; Helotiales; Sclerotiniaceae.
AAGAGCUUUAUUGAGUUUUGCCAUUAAUCAAGCCACAACUCCUUCAAUUUUCACGCCGUGUGCAAGUCAUGGAUCUCAGGAUAUUGCGAAGACCUGUCGUCGAUGUUUUAUCCGCAAAACCUCAAUGUCUACUGUCUUUAAACGCCUCUGCCCGCCGACAUGAAUCCACUUACAGACGUACCAAGCAACGUUUAAAUGUCAAACCAGAUCCAAAUUUUGUGCCAACAGAUGGAGCAUUACAAGAUCACAUCAUAUUCAAUCCGCCAUCUUCAUCUCCAUCCGUGUUCCACACCCCUCUGAAAUUCCUUCCCAAGGAGGAUAAGAGAAGGAAGCUUCUAGCGAUCACCCAAGAACGACUUAAUGCUUUCUCACAUCGAUUACCACCUCUAGUCAACCCGAAACAACUGAAGUAUGAGAGACAUCAUUUGAGUGAAAAGGAUGUGGCAGAGAUCAGAAGAUUAAGGGGCGAGGAACCAGAGAAAUGGACAAGGUUACAAUUGGCUAAGAAGUUCAAUUGCUCGUCGAUAUUUAUUGGUAUGAUUACCGAAGCAUCAGCGGAGAAGAGAGAUUUGGAGAAAGAGAAGUUGGAAGCUGUGAAGGCUAGAUGGGGACCGACGAGAACAGCAGCCCGCGAGAACAGGCAAAGGAGGAUUGAGUUGGCAAAGAGGGAUGAAUGAGGAGUAUGAGGAGGCGCGGAUGCUUUGGAACGAUACCUUUGGUCAACUAUUUGUGGAAGGAAUAUCGAGGGAUUGGCAAGAAAGCGCAGGGUGGUAUGAGUCUGGAAAGACUACACUAUGUUGCUUAUGCGUGUAUAAAAUACGGAAACUCGUUUUCAGAAUGAGCAUUUCGUAUAAUGUAGGAAGAUGUCAAAAAUUUCCAGAUGGGAUUGCAAUUUCAGAACACACUACCACCACUUCUUUUGCAUUCUCACUUUAUACCGCGAAUUUCAUGUGUUCACACCAUAUAUUCGAUUUUAGGGUCCCCAAUAGCUAUCCAUCGGGACUAGAGAAUGCUAUCGUUUUAGUGCCUUGGUUCAAGUGACCCUUGGGACUCAUUAUCAUGGUUAUUCGUUCAU